GAGUGACACGCUCGGCCAACCGCUUUCUUCUUAACAAAGCGGUCCGGAAGUGAUAAAGGGAAAACGGCAUAGGCCUGAGAUGGACCGUUACAGGUAUUUCAUCUUCAAUCAGAAGAGUGUGGUGGUCCUCGGCAUCCUUCAGGUGGCGUGCGCGGGGCUUUGCGUGGUUUGCGGCUUUAUGGACGCAGUUUUCCGAAAGAGCACUACUCUGAGUGAAACUAGGGCUCCACUCUGGGCUGGACUGAUUAUGGCUGCACCUGGUGUACUUGCCCUUUUUGCAUCUCAGAAGAAAAACCCUAUUUUGGUAAACGCCAUGAUCGUCUCCUCUGUGGUGUCGCUUUUUGCUGUUGUGAUUGUCUUUGUUUAUGCUUGCAUCACUCUCAGCUAUGGAGAGGAGGAUGAUGAGAUCUUCCAUGCCCAUCCUAUCCCUGAAGUGAGGGUUGUACUCAGCCGGAUGGUAAAGGGCGCAAACAGCACCCUUCUGGUGGCCUGCACGGGGUCUCUGCUCUUUUCUUCUCUGAUUGUAUACGUUGGCUGUCGCAGUCUGCCGCUUUGUGGCUGCUACAAUUCUUCAAAUGGCAUGGACUUUCUAGUUCCUCAGAAUGAUCCUGUUACUCCAACUGAACUCAUUUGCACUUGGCAAGAUGGAGAAGAGCGAAUCUUUAACUCCCCCGUGUCAUUCAUGGAUCGCUGUCCUGAGCAGGAACAGCAAGACCUCUCCACGCUUCCACCAUAUAGCAGACUAGCUUAAUAAUUUUUUUUAAUGUAUGUGACUGGGCAAAAUAUCAA
Molecule: messenger RNA, 789 nt
Organism: Rhinichthys klamathensis goyatoka
Lineage: Eukaryota; Metazoa; Chordata; Actinopteri; Cypriniformes; Leuciscidae
Exons: 7
Coding region: 80-751 (223 amino acids)
Cellular component (GO): membrane
Source: RefSeq, a predicted model, not a curated record